AUGGACCAGGACUCCAACAUGGCCCAAACCAGCGCCUAUGGUGGCGACAACUGGGUCAACUUAAGCCCGUACAGCCAGAGCCCGUAUGAUAACAGCCCUAUGAACGAAUAUGCAGGCUUUGGAUUUGUCACUCACGCUGACAAAUCCAACGCCAACAUCGUCCGCAGGCAGCUAUUCCGCGGCAGCGAUGUCUAUUACGCCUGCGUCCAGCGGCUCGUCUUCAACACCUGCUCCGUCCGCUUCAAUGACGCCAACAACGACUACCGCAAAGCCUAA
Molecule: messenger RNA, 276 nt
Organism: Purpureocillium takamizusanense
Lineage: Eukaryota; Fungi; Ascomycota; Sordariomycetes; Hypocreales; Ophiocordycipitaceae
Exons: 2
Coding region: 1-276 (91 amino acids)
Source: RefSeq, a predicted model, not a curated record